CUGAUAGUAGGCUGUCCAGUUGUGUGUGUAACAGCACAGCAACAUAGAAUAGCUUAUUGCAUUAUAAAAUAGUACACACUGUGUGUUAUUUUAUAUAGCUGUAAUGUUGGAAUCAAUGAUCUAUUGCACCCAGUUGCUUCUUUGCUGCCCUGAAUAGCUGCCUAAAUUGUGUCAUUUUGCUUGACAAAACAUUUUGUUUUAGACAUAACACUAUAAAAAUGGAAAGAAACAAACAUGGAGGAGGUCCACCCAAAAGGGGUGGAAAAGUGAAAUCAAUGGCACCUUUGCAUGGUGAUUUGAUUGCUCUGGGUGCCAAAGGCAGUUCAAGAAUGGAUAUGGAUUCAAAGCACCAGCCACCAGCCCAGAUGAAGCCAACCACCAUGCUGCUGUCUAAACCGGAGAAGAAGAUGGAGGCAGGAGGAUCUGGGAUGUUGAAAAAGCCAAAGUCUCAGCUGGGCAUGCCUUCAAGUGUAAGACCAGUAGACAGACAGGCGUCCCGGCCGGAGACGGAGGCGUGGCUGGCGGCGGCCGUCGAGCUGCCGCCCUCGGCCGACCUGGUGGCCGCCGUGGCCGAGGCCGACUUUCUGCGCGCCGAGGGCCUGCUGUGCGGCGCCGUGCGCCAGCUGCACGCGCAGCGCGCCAAGCCGGACCCGGCGCUGACGCUCAGCCUGCUGCUGGUGGCCAAGACGCAGCCGGCCGCCUUCUGCACGGAGACGGCGCUGGCGGCCGUCUGUUCGCUGCUCCGGCGAGACGCCGCCGCCAGCUUCAAGUCCAAGGGCAACCCGCAGGUGCAGGUGCUGGCCGCCAACCUGCUCUACUGGGUCUUCAGGGACGAGCCGCACUGGAAGGAGAUGUUCGUCAGGGUUUACCUGGAUGAUGCGGCCGGCGACCGUCUGUGGGUGGACAGCGAGGAGUGCCGGCCGUUCGUCGAGAACGUGCUGACUGCGUUCGGCACGCGGCUGGCGCCCAAGUCGAUGCUGCAGCCGGAUGUGACGCUGGCCGGCCGGCCCGACUGCCCGUCACCGCCCGGCGCCGCCUCUUCCUCCAGUUCGAUGCAGGGCAAUGACGACGACGACAGUCUGGGGAUCAGCAUCGUUCUCGACGACAAAUCGGGACACACCGUGAAGCCGAGGUACGAGACCCAGGGGGAGCGGGUGCGCGCGCUGGUGCUGGACGCCGUCAAAGAGUACAUCGGGCCGCGGAAGCAGCCGAUUGAGACUGUGACCAGGAACAUCCUGCGGCUGCUGGCCUCCGUCUGCGGCAUCCCUGAGGUGCGGCAGCGGGUGGUCUCCCGACUCGAGGUGUGGCUGCAGAACCCCAAGUGGUCGCGGCCCGCCCAGGAGCUGCUCGUCUCGCUCUGCUCCAACCUGACGGCACACACCCAGUUCGAUGUGGACGUCAUCUCGCAGCUGGUCAAGUUCCGCAUCAAGGCCAAGCCCAUCGUCAACCUCUACCUCAGCUGCAUGAGGGAGCUGCUGGCCGCUCACCCGGACAACAUGGCCACGCUGCUGAAGCACACCAUCUACAACGAGCUGUCGCAGACGCGGAACCCGCACAACAUGGCCGUGCUGUCGGCCGUGUUCCAGCACUCGGGCCACCAGGCGGCUGGCGUGCUCGCAGACGUGUUCCUGGAGCUGCUGAUGAACAAGGAGGAUUACUAUCUGCGCGUGCUGCGGCCGCUGUGGCGCGAGAUUUGCCGCUCGCUCCGAUACGAGGUCGACUUCCUCAAGUUCUGCUCGGGACUCUUCCAGGAGAGAAAGGACGCGGCGUUCCGCGAGUUCGAGUUCCGUGAGCGGUACGUGAACUCUGUGUGCGACCUCGUCUCGCUGAGUAUCCUGCUGGCCAUCACCGGUCCGGUGAAGGAGGCGGCCACCACCCGGCCGGGCGAGAGCCGCAACACGGCGCCGCUCACGGCGUACCAGAAGAUGGUGUCCCUGAUCCAGCGGGAGGCGGCGCAGUGGCUGCACACGGCUGUGCCCGACAUGGUCGUCAAAAACUGGCCCGAGUUUCCACACUGCGUGUACAAGGUGCUGUUCAUGGAGCCGGCAGAGGCCUACCACAAACACGACAACUGGCCGCCAGAGGUGGAACGCGCGCUCAUGAUACGCAUCGCCUCCGAGGUGCCCGUGCUGCAGGACACGCUGCUGCGCGUGCUGCUCAUCGGCCUCUCCAAGACGCACCCGAUGCCGGCGGCCAACGCGCUUGAGGUGGCCGAGAACCUGGUGAAGCGCUCUGCGCUGUGUCACCUGCACACGGAGAGCGGCACCACCACCGGCGGCCUGCAGCUGGACAAGCUGGAGAUGGUCGACCUGCUGUUCAACCUGACCGUCUACCACCAGCCGGAGCACAUGGCGCUGCCCGAGGGAUACAUGCCGCCGCAGCUGGCCAUUCAGGAGCGCUACUGGCGGGUCUGGACCAUCCUGCUGGUCGUCAGCGCGCACAACCCCACCAACUUUGGCAAGGUGGCCUGGGAGCACUACCCCACGCUCAAGAUGCUGAUGGAGAUGUGCAUCACUAACUCGUUCCGUUUUCCGCCGCCGACGAUGGUAUCCCCGGAUCGGGCCGACGACCCGCUGGCCAGCGAGCUCCAGCUAGCCGCCAUGGAGGGACGACAGAUCCUCGAGUAUGAGUCGCACCUCGCAGCCGCCUCCACGGGCCAGACCAUUACAGAGUCCAACAGCCUGCUGCUGACUCAGCUCAUCACCCUGGACCCCACUGGGCCGUGCCGCCGGCCGCCGGCCGCCGUGCUCGAGCAGCUGUCCCAGCUGAACGCCCAGCUGCGGCUCGGACAGCUGCUCUGCACCUCCCGGGAGCCCGAGUUUCUGCUGGACAUUCUGCAGCGCCAGGGACCCAACCAGAGCAUGCCCUGGCUCUCCGACCUGGUGGAGAACAACGAGGGAGCCUUCAGUGUUCUGCCGGUGCAGUGCCUCUGCGAGUUCCUGCUCACUCAGACAGUGGGCGCCGUGGACGAUCUGGGUGUGGGCCGGCCGCCGGCGCCGGCGCGCCACCAUCAGCUUCUGUCGCACCUUCAGCGGCUGGUGCGGCACCCCGGCCACGACCAGCGCGCCAACUUUGAGCUGGUCGAGUACUUCCUGCGCCGGCUGAGCUCGCAGCAGCGACAGGCGCGCCUGCAGGCCGCCAAGGGGUUCGAGCUGGUGCUGCAGCCGCCGGACGCGCCGCCGGCCGACCCCCGCGAGCCCUACAGCUGGUUACUGCGCCACCUGCCUGCGGUGCCCAACUUCCCGCACCUGCGCCAGGGCGCCAUACAGGGACUGCGCAUCGCCUGCCACUACGAGACGGAGCCCGGCCUGGUGGGCGCCUACAUCCAGUUUCUGGCGGCGCACGGCUCUGGUGACCCGCUGCCCGAGCUGGCCGAGACGGUGGUGGACCUGGCGCAGCUGCUGGUGGAGCGCAGCACCAUCGUGACGGCGCUGCUGCCGGCCGAGCCGGGCCGGCCGGACGCCGACUACGUCACACUGCGCGCCCUGCUGCACAUCUUCAACACCUACAUGCAGCUGGUGACGGGUCCGUCGGCCGGCGCCGGCUACGACCGCUCCGAGGCCGGUGACGUGGUGGUGGUGUGCUGGCCGUCCGGACGUAAGGCGACCAUCAACACACUGGUGGUGCAGGCCACCGUCAUCCUGCUCACCCACCAUCCGGGCGCAGAGCGGCACCUGUUUGACCAGCUGCUGGAGCUGUGGUUCCCGGCGGCUGGCCCGGCGCCGCGCGCCCUCGACUCGGAGGCGGCGCUCUUCCAGGACUGGCUGAAGCUGCGUAUGAUCCGCAGUAGCACGGCCCGACUGGUGGACGCCGCUCUGGCCGGCCUCGAGCCGGCCCAGCUGCUGCUCUUCAUACAGAGCUUCGGCGUGCCCGUGGCCAGUAUGACUAAACUGCUGCUGGCGCUGGACGCGGCCGUGGCGGCCGACCCUGCGGCCGUGACCGGCGCCGUGCUGAACCGCGAGUUCAUGGCGCAGCUGGUGGAGGUGCAGCACCAGCGCGGAGCGCGCGGCGGCCACCAGUUCGCCGCCAUCCUCGGCACGGACGCCGAGAAAAAGUCACCCGAGCCGGUGCUGGAGCCGCCGUCGCCGACCCGGCCGCCGCCGGUGGCCGUUAGCCGGCCGCUGACGGCUCUGGCGCCGUCUCAGGUGCUCUGGUUCGUACGCGAGCUGUUCUCGGACCAGCCGGAGGCUACGCAUCAGCACCAGCUGCGCAGCCUGCAGAGGUGUAUCUCGAUGGAGGCUCGCGAGGUGGGCCGUCUGGUGACAAAGGCCACCAUCAGCGCGCUGCUGCAGCUGCUGCGGGAGGGCGGCGGUGCCGCGUUCCUCAGCCAGCUGCACCGGCGGCCCACGGUGGCCUGCUGCCUGCUGCGGCUGCUCACCGCCGUGGUGCGACCCGACUCGUCGCUGAGCGCCGACCUGACGGCCGUGUGUGAGGCCAUCGGCUCGGGCUCGCCGCCGCCGCCGCCCGGCCCCCUGGCGUCCAUCUGCGAGGCGUACCUGCGCCGGCAGCGGCGGACGACGGCGUCCGAGCUGGCGCCGCCGCCCGGCCAGCUGACCAGGCACCAGCUGACGCAGCUACUGAGCGGCACGGCGCCGUCGCGCGCCGAGUCGACCGUGCGCCGUCUGGUGGACCGGUGUCUGGCCGCCGACCGGACCCCGCACCUGGUGGCCGCCAUCUCACACUGUCUGCUGCAGCACAACGCGGCCGGCGGCCGGGCGGGACUGAAACGGACCCACGAUCAGGCGGACCGGUCGCCCGGUGACGCCGCCGGGGACGGUGCGCCGGCCGGCCUCAGUCCCGGCCAGGUGGGCCUGCUGGUCGACUGGCUCGAGCUGCUCGAGCCAGAGGUCAUCUCGUCGUGCCCGGACACUCAGCUGCAGAUGCUGUUCUCGUCGAGCGGCGGCGGCGGCGGUGGCGGCCAGCCCGGUAACCGGGCCUAUCUGCUGGCGCUGCUCACUCACCACGCCAGCUGGGCCACGCUGCACACCACCAUCGACGUCCUGCUCGGAACUGACUGCGACAAGUACGACCCGACGGUGGUGUUGGACUUCCUCUGGGCGUGUCUGUUCGUGCCGCGCCUGUGGCAGGGCCAGGACAAGUCGGUGUCGCCGCGUCAGGAGAGCGCCGACAUGCUGCGGCUCUCUGCCGACCAGAUGGUGAGCCUGGUGCGGCACGUGGUGCGCGAGCAGGCCGGUGCCGCGGCGCCGGUGGACGUGUCGGCCCGGCUGCCGCUGCUGCUGCGCUGCUGCCGGCGCCGGCCGCCGCUGGUCGCCGCCGCCGUCUCGCACCUGGAGCAGACGCGCGCCGGCGGUGGGCCGCGCGCCGCCGCCGCCGGCCGCCUGCUGCUGGAGCUCUACCUGCAGCUGCCGCACGUGAUCGCGCUGCUGGACGGCGGCGGCGAGCUGCUGGAGUCGGCGCCGCUCGACGGCGGUGUCAGCGUACUGGACGCCCUCUCCCACACGCUGCUCACGUCUAUCGGGGCCACCCGGCCCGGCAAGGAGUGGAUCACUCAGAUGCGCGACUUCGAGAUCUCACUGCGAAAGAUGGCCGCCACCCACCCGAUGCUGCUGCUCAGGCAGCUGCCGAUGGUGGCCUCGCUGCUGCGCGGCCGCACCCACCUGGAUGGGCCCGUGUUCCGGCAGCGCAACCACGCCGUGCUGUUCGCCAAGCUGCUCGGGGUGCUGGAGCUGCUGCAGCCGCAGGUGUACCUGUCGCACCACCGCGCCGCCCUGCUCGACAUCCUCGACUCCUACUGCCAUAUGCUGCAGAGACAAAACCUGAAGGAGGUAACGGCCAUGGUGCCGCGGAUAGCGGUCAUACUCAACAACUUCCUGUCGAGGGCACCGGCAGAGGCCUCGCAGUUCCUGCACAAGUACUCGGAGCUCAUCAUGUCGCUGGCGUCCCGGUUCCCCGACCAGCCGCUGCUGCGCACGCUGGCCUCGUACGUGACGUCGGCGGGCGGCGGCGGCGGGCCGCCCCCGCUCUCGACGGGCGCCGACGCGGCGCCGUCUCCCGCCCAGCUGGCCGGCCUGAUGAUGAAACUGAACAGCGCGGAGAGCUCUGACGAGCUGGCGGCCGUGCUGCAGGACCUGGACACGCUGGCCGCCCGGCGCGUCGGGGUGCUGGAUAAGUUCGUGGACAACCUGUGCGACCUGCUGUCGAGCUGCGGCGCGCCGGUGCGCGAGCUGGCCCACUCGCUGCUGCUGCGCUACCUGCAGCAGACGCCGGCCGCCGCCGACCGCUGCGUCUCGGCCUACUUCGAGUGCCUGGACAGCGGCGACGAGUGCGUGCGCGCCAUGGUGCUGGACCGGCUGCCCGAGAUCGUGGUGCUGGCGCAGGAGCACGCCAGCCAGCUGAUGCAGAAGGCGUUCGACGUGGCGAUCGCCACCAACAUCGGCACGGCGUCCUAUAUCAGCGACGCUAUGGCGCUCCUGAACGUACAGACCGGGGCGUGAGCGGCCGACUGCGCCCCUUCCCUACCCCUCCCUUACCGCGCGCUGUGUUCGGGCCCGUGCGACUUGUAUCAGAAAUACACAUGUAAAAAAGAUCUGUAUCGCUGAGUAAUGUCGGCUCAGGCCCCGACGGCGUGUCCAGUCGAUAACCUCAUCGCCUUCGCAGUUACUAUGCCAUGUGGUGGUACUUAUGAGGUAGGAUGGCUUAUUUGGAAGGGUUUUCGCAAUCAGCAUGCGCUGUUC
Amphibalanus amphitrite is the source of this 6695-nucleotide messenger RNA. RefSeq names its product integrator complex subunit 1-like. NCBI's taxonomy places the organism in Eukaryota, Metazoa, Arthropoda, Thecostraca, Balanomorpha, Balanidae. Gene Ontology annotation, cellular component: integrator complex. The coding region runs from base 219 to 6455 and encodes 2078 amino acids. Gene Ontology annotation, biological process: U2 snRNA 3'-end processing. The transcript has 35 exons. The record is from RefSeq and is a predicted model, not a curated record.